Molecule: messenger RNA, 1485 nt
Organism: Microdochium trichocladiopsis
Lineage: Eukaryota; Fungi; Ascomycota; Sordariomycetes; Xylariales; Microdochiaceae
Product: putative glutamyl-tRNA amidotransferase subunit A
Exons: 10
Coding region: 1-1485 (494 amino acids)
Source: RefSeq, a predicted model, not a curated record
AUGGCGCCACCGGACCUGCUUACUGCCACAGCGCAUCAGCUUGAGCGUGCUCUAGCCGAGGGCAAAGCGUCAAGCACGCAGCUAGUCACGGCGUACCUCGGACGCAUCGCCAAGUACAAUCCAUUCCUAAAUGCAAUCAUCUCCACUGCUCCCACGAGCUCGCUAUUGUCCAUCGCUCGCCAUCUUGACCAGGAGAGAGCAGAUGGGCAUGUUCGAGGCCCGCUUCACGGGAUUCCGAUCCUUCUCAAGGACAACAUCGCCACGCGUCAUGCGUUGGGAAUGGAAACCACUGCUGGCACAUUUGCGCUUGUCGGGUCAGUGGUUAAGCAGAAUGCCCCGCUCGUUACUCAAGUAGGGGCUUUCCGACAAUCCGCAGCAUCUCGAGGAAGCUGGCCUCAUCAUACUUGGCAAAGCCAACCUCAGUGUGAGUCUAGUGCUGCGAGCAGAGACUUCCCGGACCCUAUCCACAUAUCCAACUCACUGCUCACUCACGUCAGUGGCUUUUGGAUGCCAUGUGGGUGGUCGGCUGUAGGUGGCUUGACUCAGUCGCCGUACGUCGUUGGCGGCAAGCAGUGGGACGAUGGAUUUGGUGGACACAGUAGCUGUGGCGGCUCAUCUUCAGGGUCAUGUGUUGCAGUUGCAGCUGGCCUAGCCCCCCUCUCCAUCGGCACCGAGACCAACGGCUCGUUACUGAUGCCAGCCACUCGCAACGACGUCUAUACAAUCAAGCCAACCCUUGGACUCAUUGACGCCAGCGGAAUCGUGCCCAUCUGUCGCGAAUUCGACUCUGCUGGCCCGAUUGCUCAUUGCGCCACAGACAUCGCUUACCUCAUGGACAUCCUAGUAAAUCCCGAGCUAUCUGCGCAUGUGCCUCCAGGUGGAUACCAGAGCCAGCUCACUGGCUCCCUCGAGGGACUCCGGAUUGGUGUCCUUGACCCGAGAGAAUGGCAUUUACCAACCGUGGAAUCUGACAUCCUUGAAGCAUAUGGCAAAUUGACCAUAGCCGUUGCUGAGGUCCGCAGAGUUCAACUUCCGUCUUUGGAUGGCUUGGAAGUUGACGGCAUGAGCCACAUUGCUCGAGUCAUGAAUUCCGGGUUCAAGACUGACGUCGAAGGCUACCUUGCGGGUCCACAAAGCUCCACAGUGAGGACGCUUGACGACUUGAUGCAGUUCAUGACCGACCAUGCGGACCAAGAGUUUCCACCUGAGGCCAUUGACGAAUGCUUGCAAAAGCACAACGUAGAUGUCAUUCUUGGACCAGCGGACAGCGAGCUUGACGACUACUAUUGUGUUGCAGGCUACCCGAUGGCACAUCUCCCGCUUUCGUCUUCCAAGCACAGUCUCCGUCCUUUCGGAAUGUGUGCCAUGGCUUCGGAAUGCCAAGAAGGUCUUCUUGUGCGGGUGACGAGUGGAUGGGAGAAGACUGUGCAAACAAGUAGACAGCUACCAAAGCCAGGAGUGCCUGCCAGGCAGGAGUUGGCAUGA